AUGGCUGAUCUGCAAGCACUACGGGAUGAGCUGCUAGGGCAGCUCUGCAGGCGGUGUGCCGGAUGUGACAAGCAUGAUGCCAACGGGGAGGGUGGCGGAACUCAGGAUGGUGGGUCUAAAUCGGUGAAGGAGCCGGUGCGUGUAAAGUCCCCGGAGGAAAUUGCCCGCGACUUCAUCAACGCGGAAACCGGGGGCUGGCAGAGCCACUGCAAGAGCCAAUGCAGGGCACGGCAGCGCCUAACCUGCUCCUUUCCCCCCAUCUCCGUUAUCCCACUGCCUUACUCUCUGCCUAGCAGUGCAACUGCAGGGCUGCCACUGCAGGGCGUAGAAGGUGCCUUACCUGCCCCUUCCCCCCAUCUCCGUCUCGCCCCUUCCUUUACUCUCUGCCUGGCAGAGCCACUGCAAGGCAAAGAAGAUUCUAACCUGCUCCCUUCCCCACAUCUCCAGCCACUGCAAGGCACGGCAGCGCCUAACCUGCUCCUUUCCCCCCAUCUCCGUUAUCCCCCUGCCUUACUCUCUGCCUGGCAGAGAAACUGCAAGGCACAAGAGCGCCUAACCUCCUCCUUUCCCCCCAUCUCCGUUAUCCCCCUGCCUUACUCUCUGCCUGGCAGAGACACUGCAGGGCAGCCACUGCAAGGCACGGCAGCGCCUAACCUGCUCCUUUCCCCCCAUCUCCGUUAUCCCCCUGCCUUACUCUCUGCCUGGCAGAGAAACUGCAAGGCACAAGAGCGCCUAACCUCCUCCUUUCCCCCCAUCUCCGUUAUCCCCCUGCCUUACUCUCUUCCUGGCAGAGACACUGCAGGGCAGCCACUGCAAGGCACGGCAGCGCCUAACCUGCUCCUUUCCCCGGCAUCUUCGUUAUCCCCCUGCCGUACUCUCUGCCUGGAAGAGCCACUGCAAGGCACAGAAGAUUCUAACCUGCUCCUUUCCCCACAUCUCCAGCCACUGCAAGGCACAGAAGAUUCUAACCUGCUUCUUUCCCCCCAUCUCCGUCUCGCCCCUGCCUUACUCUCUGCCUGGCAGAGCCACUGCAGGGCGUAUAAGUUGGAAUACCCGAUCUUGGAGAAGACCGCCGACGGGAAGUUGAGCAGCAAACCCGACUACAACAGGCCAUUGUACGAGGAGAAAGUCAAGUGGUGCCGGAAGUGGGUGGAGCAUGCCGUCACCAACCUUGGGGUCGGCUAUGAUGAAGACAGGGACGUGUUUGUGUUUGGCAACGGCAUCCUCAUUGAUGCGAGUGACUACGCGGCUGGAUUCAAGACGACGACUAUUGUUCUGCAGUAG
Messenger RNA from Closterium sp. NIES-65, 1284 nucleotides. NCBI's taxonomy places the organism in Eukaryota, Viridiplantae, Streptophyta, Zygnematophyceae, Desmidiales, Closteriaceae. The record is from the annotation of a GenBank genome assembly.